Microplitis mediator is the source of this 1815-nucleotide messenger RNA. It is a transcript of the gene Pus1, whose product is annotated as pseudouridylate synthase 1 homolog. The record is from RefSeq and is a predicted model, not a curated record. Bases 241 to 1557 code for a protein of 438 amino acids. Lineage: Eukaryota; Metazoa; Arthropoda; Insecta; Hymenoptera; Braconidae. The transcript has 6 exons. Gene Ontology annotation, biological process: mRNA pseudouridine synthesis; tRNA pseudouridine synthesis. Gene Ontology annotation, cellular component: nucleus. Gene Ontology annotation, molecular function: pseudouridine synthase activity; RNA binding.
AUCUUAUAACCAAUGCAUUUUAACGUUUAGGUUAAUUUUCUUUGAGGUUAACCAGCAUUAAUGUUUUCAAUUUAAAAUCAUGCGGGCCGUGUAAAUUAUCUGUCCAGUAUCUUAAAAAGGAAUACAAUAAUUUAAGUAUAAAAACAUAAAGUAAAUCAAUGUUUCGUAUAGUAAAAAAUUUUGAUCUGAAAACGAAUUAUAUUUUGAAUAAUUUCGUUAGAUUCGACACACGUAAACAAAAUGUUUCCAAAUGAACAAACCAUCAAAUCAUCAGAUGGAAGUAUACAGGAGAAUAAUAAAAGACAUUUGACGGAUAACGACGACGAUAACGAUCCAAAAAAAUUAAAAAAAACAGAGCGUAUAAAAAAAAGAAACUUCGCUCUAUUACUUGGGUAUUUAGGUAAAGAUUAUUAUGGCAUGCAACGGAAUCCACAAAUGAGAACGAUAGAAGAAGAUUUGAUAGGAGCGAUGCUCAAAGCUGAGCUGAUUGAUCAGGAGUCAUUCGAAACAAUUCAAUACACUCACUUUCAAAGAGCCGCGAGGACCGACAAAGGAGUGUCUGCUACUCGUCAAAUUUGUUCUGUUAAAUUGCCUGAGUAUUCAACAAUAGAAGACAUCAAUAAAUUUUUGCCAAAACAAAUACGAGUAUUUGGGCUGAAGCGAGUGACAAAAGGAUUUAAUAGUAAAUCGCAAUGUAAUGCAAGGACUUAUACUUACACACUUCCGACGUAUGCAUUCGCGCCAGAUGAUCCUUCGGUUGUUACGAGAACUGCGAGUGAUGAAGACAUUCUAAAACGGAUCGAACAGCUUUCAGUUAUUGAUGGAAAGCCUUAUACUGAUUUUCGCGCGACACAGGAAUUGCUUGACAAAGUAAAUACGGUUUUGAAAAUAUAUGAGGGAACUCACAAUUUUCAUAAUUUUACUUCUAAAGUGAGACCGUUUGACCCAAGGGCUAUGAGAUAUAUAAUGAAAUGUCAUUGUUUGGAAACUCAUAUUUCAAAUAAUGUUGAGUUUGCAACUGUUUUAAUUAAAGGACAAAGUUUUAUGCUUCAUCAAAUCAGAAAAAUGAUGGCACUCGCUAUCGGCGUAAUUAGAAAUAUCGUACCAGAAAGUACUAUCGAAGAAUGUUUUAAGCCUGAGAAACUUGACAUUCCCAUUGCUCCGAGUUUAGGUUUAGUUCUUAAUCACGUUCAUUAUGAUAAUUAUAAUAGAAGAUACGGAUCUGAUGGAAUUCAUGAAAAAUUAGAGUGGGAUGAAUGUGAUGAUCAGAUUAAAAAAUUUCAUAAAGAUUUUAUUUUACAACACAUUGAAGAAACUGAAAUCAAUGAUCGAUCAAUGUUACUUUGGCUGGGAGAACUAGCUCGCUGUAGACUGGGUCAAAGAAUCGCUCUUAAUCGUGAAGAAGAAGGAGAAGAAGAAGAAGACGAAGAAGAAAGUGAAAAGCUAGAAGAAGAAGAAAAUGAAAAGCUAGAAGAAGAACAAAAUGAAAAGCUAAAAGAAGAAGGAAAUGAAAAGCUAGAAGAAGAACAAAAUGAAAAGCUAGAAGUAAAAUCAUAAUAUAAUUUUUUGUUACUUUCAGCUAUUUCAUACAAUAAUAAAAAAAAAAAAACAGUGACAACAAAAAUUGAGUAAAAUUUAUUUGAUUUUUUUUUAUAUUGACUUUUCUAUGUAUAAAUAAAUUGCAAGUGUAAACAACGAAGAAUCUAUUGUAUUAUAUUGUAAAAAAUUUAUUUUGCCUUGGGACUGCUACUCUUAAGGCCAACUUCAAUGCACAGCAAAAAUUUAUGAUCGAAAUCAACAUAUAUCGUGUGUAAA